GUUAGUAAUUGCAUACAGUAGACAUUAAAAAGAGGCUACAGAACAGAAGGGCCAACAAACUUCACUUCCAAUUUCUAAAUCAACAAAACCACCACUCCACCAAGCAGCUCUCUUGGCUUUUGAGAGGUUUCUGAUAGUGUCUGUAUCACUGUUUCUCUCCUCUCCUUCUCUCUCUGUCUGGGUUUGAAAUAAGCUCUUUUCUUCUGUAAAACUCUAUCUUCUUCAUACACUUUUCAUGCUUUCUCGUAGUAUUUCUCUGAGAUACAUUUGUUGUUAGAAUUUUGAUGUCUACACCCUUAGAACAUGAUUACAUAGGCUUGUCAGAGGUUUCUCCUGCUAUGGAAAACUCUGAGAAGAUCUCCUCUUCCUCCUCUACUGUUUCCACGGAGCUGGAAGACAAGAACAAUGUCCUUAACCUCAAGGAAACUGAGCUUAGGCUUGGGUUGCCUGGUUCUGAAUCCCCUGAGAGGAAGUCUGGAAGUGGGCUUUCCCUUCUCGGGAGAGGUGUGGAGGAUAAGAACAGUUACUCGCUUGGUGUGCUCAAAACUUUCGUUUCUGGGGCUAAAAGGGGUUUCUCCGAUGCCAUUGAUGGCUCUGGAAAAUGGGUCUUCUCUGGGAACGCUGGAUCUGAGGUUGAUAUGAGCAAAGGAGGUGUCUUGUUCUCUCCUAGAGGUGGGAAUGGUGGGAAGUCUCUCUCUGUUUUGGAGAAUACUACUCAGCAGCCUGGUCCGACUGCUCCUGUGCUGAAAGAGGUUGUCCCAGCGUCGCCAAAGCCUGUGCAAGAGAAGAAACCUCAGAUUUCUGCUGCAAAUGAUCAUGGGAUGGCUCCUGCUGCUAAGGCACAGGUGGUAGGAUGGCCACCAAUUCGAUCUUUCCGGAAGAACACCAUGGCUACCAGUCCAGCAAAGACAGGCGAUGAUGCUGAAGGAAAGUCUGGUUCAGGCUGCCUGUAUGUUAAGGUAAGCAUGGAUGGUGCUCCAUACUUGAGGAAGGUUGACCUCAAAAUCUACAGCAACUAUACUGAACUUUCAACAGCUCUUGAGAAGAUGUUCAGCUGCUUUACCAUUGGUCAGUGUGCCUCUCAUGGAGUCCCAGGCCGAGAUGGGCUUAGCGAGAGCCGAUUGAUGGAUCUCAUCCAUGGUUCUGAAUAUGUGCUCACUUAUGAAGACAAGGAUGGUGAUUGGAUGCUUGUGGGUGAUGUUCCAUGGGAGAUGUUUACUGGCUCAUGUAAGAGGCUGAGGAUCAUGAAGGGUUCAGAUGCAAUUGGUUUAGCUCCGAGGGCCAUGGAGAAGUGCAAAAACCGGAACUAGCGGUGCUGCAAUGACCUCAAACAGAUGGAUAGAAUGGAAAUCUGAAGUGAAGCAAAAAACAGCAGUUGAAGCAUCUUUAAUCUGAGUAUAUAAUGUUGUUAAAGAAAGGGUUUUAAAAUUAUGGCGGCAUGAAUCCUAUAUAAUUUGCUUUUAAGUAUCCUUCUAAGGUUUGGUGUCUUUGAUGAUUGGGAGAACUUCCUUGAAGGCAAAGAAGAAAAUAUACUCUCUAUAAAACCAAAAAAUCCAGGUUAUUCUAGUCUUCUGCUUUUUGAUCUGUAUUUUGAUUGACAGCCCUUCAUUUCUAUGAAUGUAAAUGGCUUGUUUACUUUG
Messenger RNA from Macadamia integrifolia, 1640 nucleotides. Its product is annotated as auxin-responsive protein IAA27. Gene Ontology annotation, molecular function: protein binding. The transcript has 5 exons. The coding region runs from base 285 to 1310 and encodes 341 amino acids. Gene Ontology annotation, cellular component: nucleus. The record is from RefSeq and is a predicted model, not a curated record. Gene Ontology annotation, biological process: regulation of DNA-templated transcription. NCBI's taxonomy places the organism in Eukaryota, Viridiplantae, Streptophyta, Magnoliopsida, Proteales, Proteaceae.